This is a messenger RNA of Diplodia corticola, 888 nucleotides long. Its product is annotated as rta1 domain protein. Gene Ontology annotation, cellular component: membrane. NCBI's taxonomy places the organism in Eukaryota, Fungi, Ascomycota, Dothideomycetes, Botryosphaeriales, Botryosphaeriaceae. The transcript has 2 exons. The record is from RefSeq and is a predicted model, not a curated record. Bases 1 to 888 code for a protein of 295 amino acids.
AUGUCCAGCUCCGGAUACCACCCGGCUCUCGAUGAUCCGAAUGCCUACGUCCUCUAUCGCUACCACCCCAGCCUCCCCGCCGCCAUCAUAUUCGUCGUUGCUUUUGCGAUAACCACAUUCUGGCACUGCUGGCAAUGCGGACGGACACGGACGUGGUACUUCAUCCCACUAAUCGUUGGUGGCUUUUUUGAAUGGGUGGGCUACAUUGGCCGUGCCCUCUCCUCUCAAGACCAAUGGAAACUCGGCCCGUUUAUCCAGCAAUCACUGCUCCUCCUCGUCGCCCCCGCCCUGUUUGCCGCCUCCAUCUACAUGAUCCUCGGCCGCAUCAUCCUCGUCACUGACGGCGAGCAGCACUCGCUGAUCCGCCAGAAGUGGCUGACCAAACUCUUCGUCACCGGCGACGUCAUCUCCUUUCUCGUGCAGGCGGCCGGCGCGGGCAUCAUGUCGGCCGGCAACGCGUCCUCGAUGCACUCGGGCGAGAAGAUCAUCGUCGCGGGCCUUUUCAUCCAGCUCGCCUUCUUCGGCUUCUUCAUCGUCGUCGGCUCGCUCUUCUACUCGCGCAUCUCGCGGCAGCCGACCGCCAAGAGCGCCGUUGACGACGGCAGCAUGCCUUGGCGCAAGCACUUCGGGGUCCUCAUGGCCGCCAGCGCCCUCGUCUUCGUGCGCAGCGUCUUCAGGGUCAUCGAGUACCUCAUGGGCAAUGCCGGCUACCUGCUCAAGCACGAGGUCUUUCUGUACAUUUUCGACGCCGUCCUCAUGUUCGCCGUCAUGGUGCUGUUCAAUGUCGUCCACCCGAGCGAGAUCACCCGCAUGCUGAAGGAGACUCACGGCAGGGAGGUCGGCAUGGAGGAGGUUAGGGAGAGAUAUCUGGAGGGCGAGAGCGCCUGA